Molecule: messenger RNA, 1804 nt
Organism: Jaminaea rosea
Lineage: Eukaryota; Fungi; Basidiomycota; Exobasidiomycetes; Microstromatales
Exons: 2
Coding region: 82-1716 (544 amino acids)
Source: RefSeq, a predicted model, not a curated record
AUUUCAUCUCCUCAAGGCCGAAAGGGCCAGAUGCGGCCCUGAUCUCGCUUCUCCUUCCUUCAUCCCAUCUCCUUGCCUGCCAUGUCAUACAAGGCGGCGACUGGCGCAGGUCCUUCGCUCCCCUCUCGAAUAAUAGACGCCUACUCAACCCACACCUCACUGCACGACUCGAUCCGUCCACUCCUCGACGUCGUCCGCCUACAAGAGCAGACGCAAAACGAUUUGUACGCGCAAAAAGGCCGGCUGACAUCAAAGCGCACAACAUGGAAUCGCAUAGAAGGUCGCUUCGCAGAUGGCGAGGCCGCUCGGGAUGCGCUUCACCCUGGAGUCGGCACCAGGCUCGGGGCCAAGCUAGUUGCCAAGAGAAGGCGCAAGCUCGAGGCCGCUGCAGCGCUUUGGAGAGAGAGGUAUCGGGAAAGGGACGAAUUAGAGGCUGAGAUCGUGGAGAUGGAGAAAGAAGUCAGGCUGACGGAAGAGAGGUUGACGGAGAUAGAGAGGGCGAAUGAAAGGUUGCUCGUGCUCGAAAAGGAGCUUGAUACCCUCGACGAGAGCCUCUUCAGUGGACCGACGGAGGGCUGCUCUGCGGAAGAUCAAGGGGAGCACUCUGUCCUCGUAGCAAGGGAGACGCGAAGAUUUCUCUCAGCAGAGAAUGAGCGAGAGCGACGCUCACGGGACAAGCUACAUGCCUCUCUUCCAUCGUUCGAGUCUGUCCUCUCACACCUCCGCCAAGCCCUCGCCGUGACCCUUGAAGCGGGCGUACCCACAAACACCAAAUACACUCGUCAACUCUUCGUCAAUGGCAGCCCGAACAUCGUUGCGCGGCGGGUGAGCACACUGGUGCUUUCGGCCAAGACGGCCAGCGGCAAGGGGACGACAUUUUUCGCUGAGGCGAGGGGCAGCCAGUUGCUGGUCAGGCGACUGCCCGUGCUCAAGUUGAUGGAUCUGAACCGCUUGCCCGUGGGAGGACCCACGGCUACUUCUGUUGCUCCUGCUUCAGUAGCUGCAGUGGAGCCCAUGAGCGAGGCGAGCAUGCAUGGCUCCCUUGAGACCUCGUAUGCGCAGGCGCAAGCACAACUGGCGCAUGUGAGAAGAGAAAUCAGACGGAGCAAGAUGAGGAGCGAGUUCUUCCGCGAGAAGAUUGAGGCGCUUCAGCUCGAGGAGAGGCGAGCAUGGCUUGGCUUGAGGCAGCUGCGUAGGGACAUCGUCGUAGGUGUGGCCCGGGAGGGCAAGAGCCUAGAGGAGGCGGCAGUGGCUGCGGCUGCAAGGCAGGGUGGGGCGCUAGGCACUGAAGAGGAUUAUGAUGACGAGGCAACCUUGGCGGGCGAUGCAGAGGAGGAGAUCAGGAGAGCGACGGCGACGAUAUACCUCGACGAUCCCGUCGACGACGAUGCUAGCGGCGGCAGUGACACAACCCCAGCCCGCGAGCAAGAUGGCUCGAAGCUCGUCGUCCCUCCGCCAUUGGGUCGCACAGAUUCUGCCGCCACAUCAAAUGAAAGCGACGCAGGCGAGGGCUUCUCGUAUAUCCGCAAUCCUCACCUCGGGACUGGCAAUAUGACAGCAGACGAUGGAGCUCUGCAGCUGCUCAACCCGAAGGCAAUCACCGCCAAAAGUACCAAAGCGCUGCGUCGCACCUUGCGCGCGUGCGUGCGCGAUACCAAUCGCAAGGAUGGCGCCAAUUCGACGGACGACCUGCCCACUUUUUGGGACAUGUCGUAGCGCGCGCGCAGCCUCAAAUUUAUAUCCAGUAUCACGUUGUUGGACCUGUACAUACCGCAUCGCAAUGCAAUGCAUUUCAUCCAUGCCA